AUGCUGGAACUUUGUCCGGACAGCCCUGUAAUGCUGGCGGCGCUCUACUGCGAGCGUGCCAAAGCGUGCAUGCGAUUGAAGGACUGGCGAGGUGUCUUGAAAGACGUUGGGCAGGCCACCUACCGAAAUCACUCGCUCGUGCAGCCUUAUCUCUAUCGAGCCCAAGCAAUGCAGGCGCUGGAGAGACAUGAAGAUGCUGUGAAGGAGUUAGAGUCGCUCAUGUCGUGGCAUCCGGUGGAAAGUGUCUACCACAAACUCGAAGAAGCGAAGUUCUUGCUGAGGAAGCACAAGCGAAAAAACUACUAUGAAGUGCUUGGAGUCCCCUCUGUGGCCUCACAGCUUGAGAUUAAGAAGGCAUACAGAGAGCGUGCUGCCGAAUGGCACCCCGACAAGAAGUCUCAUCUAGAUGAGGCUGCGAGAAAGAAUGCCGAAGAAAUGUUCAAGGUCAUUUCAGAAGCCUACGAAGUGCUCACUGACCCCGUCAAGAAGGAGCUCUACGAGAAAGGCUACGACCUAGAAGGCAUCAACGAACAGAUCGAAAUCAAGAAAAGGCGUACCAAUGGUUGCUGUGGCGGCAGGCCUGGCGGCUGCAGCUGA
Symbiodinium necroappetens is the source of this 597-nucleotide messenger RNA. Lineage: Eukaryota; Dinophyceae; Suessiales; Symbiodiniaceae. The record is from the annotation of a GenBank genome assembly.